AUGCAGGCGGCAUCGAUUAUCUACAUGAUCAGGCAUGGCGAAAAGCCAGAUAAUGGCGCUGAUGGUCUCUCUGCUCAGGGGCUAGCAAGAGCGCAGCGCCUUCGUCAAGUUUUCGGAUUGAACAGUGGAUUUAAUAUUGGCUAUAUCAUUGCCGAACAUCCUAAGAAAGAUGGUUCUAGGAAACGCCCGUAUGAAACUGUGCAACCUCUGGCCAACGAUUUGGAGCAUUUGGGUGUAGAAUUCAACACAAAGGUUGAUAAAGGCGAUGCGGUAGGCGUCGCUAGGGUCGUAAAAAAGUUUAGCGGACCCGGGAACGUCCUUAUUUGCUGGGAACAUCAUAACCUUUCCGAUAUCGCAAAAGCCAUUGGCAUAAGAGGAUUUGCGGAGAGUAGUGGCAUCUCUGGCGAGCUUCAAUACCCAGGCUCACGUUUUGAUCUUAUUUGGGUCGCCCCGGCCCCUUACGAUGAAAUAACCGAAGUACUCAGCGAGGAUAGUCUGGGUUAA
Molecule: messenger RNA, 504 nt
Organism: Penicillium waksmanii
Lineage: Eukaryota; Fungi; Ascomycota; Eurotiomycetes; Eurotiales; Aspergillaceae
Exons: 2
Coding region: 1-504 (167 amino acids)
Molecular function (GO): catalytic activity
Source: RefSeq, a predicted model, not a curated record